UUUAUAUUUUGCUGCAGAUGCAGAAACGAAACACACAAAUAAGUGUUUUACAAUCUCACAAUCAGACGAAGCUUUGAAUAAGCAAAUGUGUGUUUAGUGAAAGUAUUUUCUUUAGUUUGAAAUAAGCAACGUUAAACUGUAUGAACUAAUAAUGUUAGAUUAAAUUAUCGACAAACCUUCCUACCUGCACAAGCAACGCAACUUGAGUAACCAACAUGAAGCGUGUGUUGGAUGUAGAGUACAAAAAUGUGCCCGUCGGGAAGUCGCGUGAUAAAACGAUUCGUUCCCGCAACAAGCGAAAGUGCAAGCGCAAGAAAAAUGCCCGCACGAUUAAGCGCUUCUGGCAAGCGAAGGAAGGGACGGUGCACCAUCACAGUACAGCACAGCAUCACUACGACCCGCGACAUCCAGCCGCUGCUAUGAUGCGACGCCUGCCUGCGACGAAUCCGUGCUCCGAUAUACGUCUUAAGCAUGCCCAGAACAUGUGGAUUCGAGCGUACCAUCGGGUGGUAAAAUGGCACACCAAGCACCAAACCAACUACUGGAAGCAAUGUGCCCAGCAGCUGAGAGCGGAAAACGAUCGCCUGAAGCGUUCCGUGCUGGCCGCCGGCGGCAGCACUGCCAGGGAGGCAGCCGACAGUAGCGAUUCCGAGCAAGAUUAUCAAGCUGAGGACGAUCCGUUCGGUGACACCGAGGAUGAAAGCACGGACGCAACAGAAGGAUGCGGAGAGCGACAUCAACGGUCGCAACGACAACGAACCACCGCAGAGGAGGAAGAGCGAGACGAGCUGGACGAGGAGUUUCUCGCGUUCAUGGAAGUGUCGGCCCGGCAUCGGCUCGAGCAUCGACGGCAGAAAAAUGAAAGUGUUCAUUAAUUAGAUUUAUGAAUAAAUUAAGACCGAUUAAAGCGCCCGUUUUUUGUUCGGGUGUCGAGGUGUAGUACCCCUCCUUACAA
Anopheles arabiensis is the source of this 955-nucleotide messenger RNA. RefSeq lists its product as uncharacterized. The record is from RefSeq and is a predicted model, not a curated record. NCBI's taxonomy places the organism in Eukaryota, Metazoa, Arthropoda, Insecta, Diptera, Culicidae. The transcript has 2 exons. The coding region runs from base 216 to 875 and encodes 219 amino acids.